Amoebophrya sp. A120 is the source of this 1488-nucleotide messenger RNA. The record is from the annotation of a GenBank genome assembly. NCBI's taxonomy places the organism in Eukaryota, Dinophyceae, Syndiniales, Amoebophryaceae.
CUCGAAGAUUGGUUUUAGUACGUUCUGACGAGGUUUCCCGCGCUCAAGAGUCAGUGAGAAAAAAUGUUGUCGUGUUUCAAUUUUGUUCGUUUCCUGUUUUGGUUCUUUCCAGUUUCGCUCACGUUCCUAGAACUACUGGGAACUACCACGCAUCAGACCUGUCCGACGGCAUUGAUUCUCGCAUCAGCGACGCCACCGUCGCUGCGCGUCGGGACCACCUUCGGCCGGGAGCAUCCUCUGCCUUACUUACGACGGGCUACAACUUUUUCGUUUGGCGAGGAGCAUCUGGCACGAGUUUCCGCUGCUCUGGAGCGACCAGCACCGCAGUGCGAACCGGCAGGCUGCAGCAUAGCAUCUUUGCUGCCCGUGCGGCAAGUCGUAGCGGAAAAGGAAAUUGAGCUCACGCACAUGCCUCGUGUCGACAUCCGCUUUCAUUUGGUUUCGGGAGAGGAGCUCUACCGCACCGUAGUACUGGCCAAGGCGCUCGUAGGGCCCCUGCGAAAACAGACACAGGACAAGUUCGUUGCCCACAGAGGAUGGUCUGGCCGCCCACUAUUCGUUCAUUUAGCGACGGCCGACGGGAGGACUUUGCGAAGCGCUGAUACAAUCGCGGCCUGUCUAGUAAACAAGGAGAACAAGGAGCAGGCACGUGCGACGAAAAGUGCUACAACCGUCGAAGACGUAGAGGAGGAAGCACAGAGUAUCGGAGACGAGAAGAGCGGCACUGCAGGGGAAGAGGUUAUUGUACCUCAGAUGCAAAUACAGCCCCGAUUUCUUCAAAACCGCGGAGCGGUCGAACAAAGCGGGUCAGGAACAACGGUUCCCCACACGACAACACCAAGGACACUCUCAGACACUUCCUUCGACCGAGAAGUUGUUUCCAAAUCUGCGUUUUUGACCGACCGAAACCACAAGACGCCGAGUGUUGACACCUGCUACAUUACCGUCGUGCCGGUAGAUGCAUUGGAGCAUUUUGGGAGCCUGCAAGAGCAGCAGAACAAUCUUGAGCGGAGGUCGAGGGCAGCGCCACCGGAAAUCGAGCUUCCGGAGGAGGAUGACUACAUGCAGGACUAUUGGAACGGGCGCAUACCACAGUUCUACGACUGUUGGGUACCGUAUGACCUGAGUCCGUUUUUUCCGGGAAUGGAUAUUUCGCCGCCGGCGGGGUACAUGUCGGCGUACUACUGCUCGCCGUGGGUACAUACGUAGUGAAGCAGGGCAGCUAGAUUUUCGCUGUGAUAGAGUGAGUAGCUCGAGAAUAAAGAGUCUAAAUGUCAAUGCGUAAUGUUAAUGUAUACUGUCGCUGCUACUGAACUGUUUGCCAAAGAAACUCGAUGAUUUCGGUUUGCUGCUUCAAAAUUCAAGGUGGAGAUGACCGCAACUCCCUUUCCCGUGCGGACGGUCUUGGUGUCACUAAGUUAGUACCUAGCUAAGAAACACGUUGCCACUCGUGCAAACUUUUUGCACCACGACCACCGCCACGUGCAG